AUGCGACAACAGCUGUGGUCACCCUCUUCGUUUUUCUUCCCAUCGAUUACCUUGGCGUCCUCUUACGUGGAGAAUCCAGUCGUAUCAAACUCGUUAACUUUCAAAAUUACGCCUUCGUUCUUCCUUACAACAACUUCAGGUUCACGGCCUUCCCGCUGCGGAGCCGGAUUCUUCUUGUCGCACUAUGGGCACUUACAGCACGGCCGGCUCUCGCUCUCGCCGGCUGUAUCGUCCAGCAGCAGCUGCCCGCCUACACGUACCCCCCUGAAAGGUAUCCUCCGAUACGUUGGCUUUUCGAAACCGUUUGCUCCCUUGCCAACCGCCACCACGUGGCCAUCCCAGAUGUAG
Molecule: messenger RNA, 348 nt
Organism: Colletotrichum siamense
Lineage: Eukaryota; Fungi; Ascomycota; Sordariomycetes; Glomerellales; Glomerellaceae
Exons: 1
Coding region: 1-348 (115 amino acids)
Source: RefSeq, a predicted model, not a curated record